AAAUGGCAAAAGAAAGUCAACACCAGGCACUAGCAGCACUACCAGGUAGCACAGUCGCUACUGCAAUAGCAAAUAAUGCCACAGAACCAGUGAUUCCUGGAGGAGGAAAAGGCAGUGCAAAAGAAGAUGGAUUUUCAAAGUUAAAGGAGAAAUUUAUGAAUGAACUAACCAAAAUUCCAUUGCCACCUUGGGCCUUAAUAGCCAUAGCCAUAGUUGCCAUCCUAUUAGUCCUUACCUGCUGUUUCUGUCUGUGUAAGAAAUGCUUGUUCAAAAAGAAAAACAAGAAGAAGGGCAAGGAGAAGGGAGGGAAGAAUGCAAUUAACAUGAAAGAUGUAAAAGAUUUAGGCAAGAACUUGAAAGAUCAGGCCCUUAAGGAUGAUGAUGCUGAAACUGGAUUGACUGAUGGAGAAGACAAGGAAGAAGCCAAAGAAGAGGAAAAAUUAGGGAAAAUCCAAUAUUCCCUGGAUUAUGACUUUCAGAACAAUCAGCUUCUAGUAGGGAUAAUUCAAGCUGCUGAGCUGCCUGCUUUAGAUAUGGGUGGUACAUCUGAUCCAUAUGUGAAGGUUUUCCUGCUUCCUGAUAAGAAAAAGAAAUAUGAGACGAAAGUUCACAGGAAAACCCUUAACCCUGUCUUCAAUGAACAAUUUACAUUCAAGGUGCCGUAUUCUGAACUGGGAGGAAAAACUUUAGUGAUGGCUGUAUAUGACUUCGACCGCUUUUCUAAGCAUGAUAUUAUUGGAGAAUAUAAAGUUGCCAUGAACACUGUAGAUUUUGGUCAUGUGACUGAAGAAUGGCGAGAUUUGCAGAGUGCUGAAAAAGAAGAGCAAGAGAAGCUAGGUGACAUCUGUUUCUCUCUCCGCUACGUGCCUACUGCUGGCAAGCUGACUGUUGUCAUCUUAGAAGCAAAGAAUCUGAAGAAGAUGGACGUGGGAGGCUUAUCAGAUCCCUAUGUGAAAAUUCAUCUGAUGCAGAAUGGGAAACGGUUGAAGAAGAAGAAGACAACAAUUAAGAAGAACACUCUGAAUCCUUAUUACAAUGAAUCAUUCAGCUUUGAAGUACCGUUUGAGCAAAUCCAGAAAGUGCAAGUUGUUGUGACUGUUUUGGACUAUGACAAGAUUGGCAAGAAUGAUGCCAUUGGCAAAGUCUUUGUGGGAUACAACAGCACUGGCGCAGAGCUGCGACAUUGGUCAGACAUGUUGGCCAAUCCAAGGCGACCCAUUGCACAGUGGCAUACCUUACAGCCGGAGGAAGAAGUAGAUGCCAUGCUUGCUGUCAAGAAGUAGGAAGAAAGUGAAAUGUGAAAAGAAGGCCUUUCUGCAUUUGCCCAUAUAGUGCUCUUUAGCCAGUAUCUGUAAAUACCUCAGUAAUAUGGGUCCUUUUAUUUCCAGCCAUGCAUCCCCAACACAGAUCAGUGGUACUUCUACUCUUGUUUUAAUUUGCACAACUUUAAUGUAGAAAAAGCCCUAUAAGGCACUCCAUCUCACCACUGCCCUCAGAUCUACUCUUCUUUUAAGCAAUAUGUGUAG
Molecule: messenger RNA, 1526 nt
Organism: Pseudonaja textilis
Lineage: Eukaryota; Metazoa; Chordata; Lepidosauria; Squamata; Elapidae
Source: RefSeq, a predicted model, not a curated record